This is a messenger RNA of Colletotrichum higginsianum IMI 349063, 1701 nucleotides long. Its product is annotated as Aldehyde dehydrogenase. Lineage: Eukaryota; Fungi; Ascomycota; Sordariomycetes; Glomerellales; Glomerellaceae. The coding region runs from base 1 to 1701 and encodes 566 amino acids. The transcript has 4 exons. The record is from RefSeq and is a predicted model, not a curated record. Gene Ontology annotation, molecular function: oxidoreductase activity, acting on the aldehyde or oxo group of donors, NAD or NADP as acceptor.
AUGAGCGUCUUUCACCCUCUACCGCUGCUGCGGCUCGCCUGCAAACCUGCAUCUUCCAAACUACUGAGCGCUCGUCUUCCUCGAUACCUCUUUCGUGAUACCCUUUCUGCCCUCCCUCGAUCCAGCAUCGCCCAACGUCGUCGUCUCUUCACAUCUACCCCUCACAGACUUCGAUCCAACCCCAUCGCCAACAUGUCCGACCUCUCCGUCGAGCUGACGGCCCCUAACGGAGUCAAGUACACUCAGCCGACCGGUCUCUUCAUCAACAAUGAGUUCGUCAAGUCUGCCAAGGGCGAUACAAUCGACUCGAUAGACCCUGCCACUGAGGAGAAGAUUGCGUCCGUCCAAGCUGCAGAGGCGGAAGACAUUGACAAGGCCGUCAAGGCUGCGCACGCUGCUCUGAGACACGAGUCCUGGAAGGGGAUUUCGGCGACGGAUCGCGGCGCCAUGAUGUACAAGCUGGCCGACCUGAUCGAGCAGCACAAGGAGACCCUCGCGACCAUUGAGGCCUGGGACAACGGCAAGACAUACAACGACGCCCUCGAGGGUGACCUGGCAGAGUGCGUCACCGUCAUCCGCUACUACGCCGGCUGGGCCGACAAGACCUACGGCCAGACCAUCAGCACCAUCCCUCAGAAGUUUGCCUACACGAUCCGCCAGCCCAUCGGCGUGGUCGCGCAAGUGAUCCCUUGGAAUUACCCGUUGUCCAUGGCAACCUGGAAACUCGGGCCGGCGCUCGCCUGCGGCAACACCGUCGUGCUCAAAGCCGCCGAGCAGACGCCCCUCAGCAUCCUGUUCCUCGGCACGCUCGUCCAGCAGGCCGGCUUCCCGCCCGGCGUGGUCAACUUCGUCAACGGCUACGGCCGCGUCGCGGGCGGCGCCCUCGUGGGCCACCCCCUGGUCGACAAGGUCGCCUUCACCGGCAGUACGGCGACGGCCCGGGCCAUCAUGGGCGAGGCGGCCAAGACGCUCAAGAACAUCACCCUCGAGACCGGCGGCAAGUCGCCGCUGCUCGUCUUUGGCGACGCGGACCUCGAGCAGGCCGUCAAGUGGUCGCACAUGGGCAUCAUGUCGAACCAGGGCCAGAUCUGCACGGCCACGUCGCGGAUCCUGGUCCAGGAGUCCGUGUACGACGACUUCGUCCCCCGGUUCCUCGAGACGCUCAGGACCGUCAGCAAGGUCGGCAGCCAGUGGGACAAGGACACGUACCAGGGGCCCCAGGUGUCCAAGGUCCAGUACGAGCGCGUGCUGGAGUACAUCGACAUCGGGAAGAAGGAAGGGGCCACGCUCGCGGCCGGCGGCGAGCCCCUGAACAUCGGCGGCAAGGGCAAGGGGUUCUUCGUCGCGCCCACCGUCUUCACCAACGUCACCACCAAAAUGCGCGUGUGGGGCGAGGAGAUCUUCGGCCCCGUCGUCGUCAUCGCCAGCUUCAAGACCGAGGAGGACGCCGUCGCGCUGGCCAACGACAGCCAGUACGGCCUCGGCGCCGCCGUCUUCACGCAGAACGUCGAGCGCGCCCACCGCGUGGCGUCCGACAUCGAGUCCGGCAUGGUGUGGAUCAACAGCACCCAGGACAGCGACCCCCGCGUGCCCUUUGGCGGCGUCAAGCAGAGCGGCAUCGGCAGGGAGCUGGGCGAGGCCGGCCUAGAGGCCUACAGCCAGAUCAAGGCUGUCCACGUCAACAUGGGCACGAGGUUGUAG